Messenger RNA from Purpureocillium takamizusanense, 843 nucleotides. RefSeq lists its product as uncharacterized. Gene Ontology annotation, biological process: RNA processing. Lineage: Eukaryota; Fungi; Ascomycota; Sordariomycetes; Hypocreales; Ophiocordycipitaceae. The transcript has 2 exons. The record is from RefSeq and is a predicted model, not a curated record. The coding region runs from base 1 to 843 and encodes 280 amino acids.
AUGCCGAAGGAGAAGAACUACAACCCAGUCCAAGCCCAACGGAAGGCGGACAAGGCAAAGGCUAUCAAGAAAGGCAAGGCCGAAGUUCAAGAACGGCGCAAUGAGAGAUUAGCUCGCAAGAAUCCCGAUCGCAUUCAACAACAAAUCGAUGACCUUCAGGCUGUCACCUCCAAAGGCGGCAAGCUUUCGAGCCGAGAAGAACAAGUGUUGGAGGGGCUUCAGAAAGAACUAAAGGCGGUGACGAAGGCCAGAGAUGCGCUCGGCGAUAAAGCGCCUACCUUUAAUCAACGGCGCGAUGGCGACUUCAGGCACGGUGUUUUGGGCAAGCGGAGACGAGGGUCAGAAGACGCGUCCAGCAGUGACGAUGACGUCCCAGAUGACGUUCGGAGAAUUCCCAUGCCUCGAGAUACGCCCCCUCCAAUACCAAAAGAGGUACUGGAUAAGUGGUACGCGAAGCGCCGAGCACGACGAAACGCGGAGAACGCCGCCAGGCAGGACGAUCGAGGAGAGACGGACAUGGAGACGGACAAGGCCAAGCAGCAGCCGGCGCCAGUGGUCGAGCACAAGACAGUAUACGAAGCAAAACCCGUCAUUCGCGACUUGCGGCAAGAAGCCGUUUCAGCCUUUGUCCCCGCAGCGGUGCAGGCAAAAAUGAUGAAGGGCAAAGGCCAAGGAGGGCUUAUGGAACCGGAAGAGGCAGAUCGACUGGAGCGAGAGGGUUACUUGAAAACAACAACGGGGGUCGGCGAGCAGCCGAAGGCUGGACCACCGGCCCCCGAGCAAGGCACGACAUCACUCUCAGCUACCGUCGAGGAUAUCGAGGACGAGGAUGAGGACGAGUGA